Messenger RNA from Rosa chinensis, 1161 nucleotides. Its product is annotated as protein FAR-RED IMPAIRED RESPONSE 1-like. The record is from RefSeq and is a predicted model, not a curated record. Lineage: Eukaryota; Viridiplantae; Streptophyta; Magnoliopsida; Rosales; Rosaceae. Bases 1 to 1161 code for a protein of 386 amino acids. The transcript has a single exon.
AUGGAUGAUUCACCAAAGAGCUUAGAGAAUAAUCAAGAAAUUAAGGUGGAAGAAAUAAUGCAAGUGCCCAGUGUUGAGAUGAGCUUUGAUUCUAUUGAUGAGGCAUAUGACUAUUAUAGAAAAUAUGGGAAGCAAUUGGGAUUCCCAGUGAGAAAGAGAACAUCAAGAAAGGGAGAUGAUGGGAACACAAAAUAUAUAACUAUUUCAUGCGGUCGAGCCGGAAAAUUUAAAAGCAAGUCCAGUAUCUCUCUAAAGUCGCAUCCAAGUGUGAAGACUGAUUGCAAGGUACUUAUUAGACUUGGUAAAUCCCUUGAUGGAAAGUGGAAAAUCAAUUCUACAAAGCUUGAGCAUAACCAUGGUUUGAGUCCAAGAAAAUCUCGUUAUUUCUCAGCCAAUAGUGAACUAAGUUCAUCGAUAAAAAGGAGGCUUGAACUAAAUGAUGUUGCUAGAAUAGGGUUAAACAAGAGUUAUAACUCAAUUGUUGUUGAAGCUCAGGGAUAUGACAAUGUGCCAUUUUUGGAAAAAGGUGCUCAAAAUCACAUUGAAAAAAUUAGGCGAUUGCGGCUUAAGGAAAGUGAUGCUACUGCAGUUCAGACCUACUUUUUGGAUAUGCAAGAUAAGAUUGCUAGUUUCUUCUAUGCCAUUGAUAUAAAUGAAAAGGGCAAAUUGAGAAAUUUUUUUUGGGCAUAUGCAAGGAGUAGGGCAGCAUAUCAAGAAUUUGGUGAUGUUUUUACAUUUGACACUACUUAUUUGACAAAUAAGUAUGAAAUGCCCUCUGCUCCAUUUGUAGGGGUCAAUCAUCAUGUGCAAUCUAUAUUGCUUGGAUGUGGAUUGAUUUCAAGUGAAGAUAUUGAGACAUUUGUUUGGUUGUUUAAGUCUUGGCUAACAUGCAUGUCUGGGAAUGCUCCUAGUGGAAUAAAUACUGACCAAGAUAGAGCCAUGAAAAAUGCCAUUGAGAUUGUUUUUCCAAAUACUAGGCACCGUUGGUGCUUGUGGCAUAUAUUGAAGAAGAUUCCUGAAAAAUUGAAAGGAUAUACAGAAUAUGAAUCUAUCUCGAUGACCUUGCUAAAUACUAUUUAUGAUUCGUUAUCUCAAGUUGAGUUUGAAGAACGUUGGGAUGAGAUGAUUAAGCAAUAUAAGUUGCAUGAAAAUGAUGGUUGA